AUGUUCUUUGUACCAGACUUCCUCAAUCGUGUUGCGUUACCUCUGCACAGCCCCUAUGCAGUGGCGGCGGGAGGAGCACACAGUCCAUCUUCGCCGGGCGGCGGUGGAUCACCAUAUAAUGGCUCGCAAGCUGGUUGCAGCAGUGGCGGAAUCUCGCCGAUACCCCAAAUGCCGGGUGUAUCACCGAAAUAUAGACGCAGCAUAUCCUUUCCCAUCAAGGGCAACUCGCCAACGGCAUUGUUCGGCGGCGGAGUACCUGGUGGCCAUGGCGGCUUGGAUGGCAUGCCCGGUGGUGGACACAUGAAUAUACCAACUCUAUCGAUUGGCAAUGGCUCGGGCAACGGCAGUGGCGGAAUGGGAACAGCAGGUGCUUCGGGCGGCGGAGAUGCCCCCUAUCUGGGCAAUAGCUAUGGCAAUCUGGUGUCGGCCAAUGGACAAUUGCAUCACUCCGGCAUUGAGAACACUUUGAGUGACUACAUGCGCGGCAUGUCUCUGGGUGGUGGCGGAGGAGGUGUCGGCGUCGGCGUUGGUGUCGGUGGCGGACCUGGUGGCGUACCUGGACCUGGUGGUGAUAACAACUUGGCCAUGAUGCAGGACCGCAUGCGUGUCAUGGGCGGUCCCAAGCACCUGAGCGAGGCCGAUGCCAUGGCCAUUGCAGCGAGCAAUGAUCCCACAGUCUAUUUGAAUGCCUUGAAAAUGGGUUCGCCCUCUCGCCUGUCCUCGCACUCAUCGCAUUCGCCCAUCCAGGGCGGGAAUAAUGGUGGCAAUGGAGCUGGCGAUGGCACGGCGCGUUUCUCGCGCAAGGUAUUCGUAGGCGGUCUGCCACCAGAUAUCGAUGAGGAUGAGAUUACCACAUCGUUCCGUCGCUUUGGUCCCUUGGUCGUGGAUUGGCCCCACAAGGCCGAGUCCAAGUCAUAUUUUCCACCCAAGGGCUAUGCCUUCUUGCUGUUCCAGGACGAGAGCAGUGUGCAACAGCUGAUCGACUCGUGCAUCACGGAUGAGGACAAGCUGUAUCUGUGCGUAUCCUCGCCGACCAUCAAGGACAAGGCCGUGCAGAUUCGACCCUGGCGUCUGGCCGAUGCCGACUAUGUGCUCGAUGCCACCAUGUCGCUGGAUCCACGCAAAACGGUAUUCGUUGGCGGUGUGCCACGCCCCCUCAAAGCCUUUGAGCUGGCCAUGAUAAUGGAUCGUUUAUACGGCGGUGUUUGUUAUGCCGGCAUCGACACCGACCCGGAGCUGAAAUACCCCAAGGGAGCCGGUCGCGUGGCCUUCUCGAAUCAGCAGAGCUAUAUAGCCGCCAUAUCGGCACGUUUUGUGCAGCUGCAGCACGGCGACAUCGAUAAGCGUGUGGAGGUGAAGCCCUACGUCCUCGACGAUCAGAUGUGCGACGAGUGCGAGGGCCAGCGAUGCGGCGGUAAGUUUGCGCCAUUCUUUUGCGCCAACGUCACAUGCCUACAGUAUUACUGUGAGCACUGCUGGGCCGUCAUCCACUCCAGGCCGGGGCGGGAGUAUCACAAGCCAUUGGUCAAGGAGGGCGCCGAUCGGCCGCGUGCGGUGCCCUUUCGCUGGUGUUAACGGCGGCGCUGGUAGGCCGCGCUGCACGAUGAAAGACGCCAACAGAGAGAGCAACGACAUCGGUUGUUGGACGCAGCGCUGGCAGUGCCCAGAUAUAUCACAACAACUACCACCACCA
Drosophila willistoni is the source of this 1693-nucleotide messenger RNA. It is a transcript of the gene orb2, whose product is annotated as translational regulator orb2. Gene Ontology annotation, biological process: negative regulation of cytoplasmic translation. Bases 1 to 1575 code for a protein of 524 amino acids. Gene Ontology annotation, molecular function: ribosome binding; mRNA 3'-UTR binding; mRNA regulatory element binding translation repressor activity. NCBI's taxonomy places the organism in Eukaryota, Metazoa, Arthropoda, Insecta, Diptera, Drosophilidae. Gene Ontology annotation, cellular component: cytoplasm; synapse; neuron projection. The transcript is spliced from 2 exons. The record is from RefSeq and is a predicted model, not a curated record.